Rhizopus microsporus ATCC 52813 is the source of this 1197-nucleotide messenger RNA. RefSeq names its product BAR-domain-containing protein. Gene Ontology annotation, molecular function: lipid binding; protein binding. Bases 1 to 1197 code for a protein of 398 amino acids. Gene Ontology annotation, cellular component: Rvs161p-Rvs167p complex; actin cortical patch; medial cortex. The transcript has 7 exons. Lineage: Eukaryota; Fungi; Mucoromycota; Mucoromycetes; Mucorales; Rhizopodaceae. Gene Ontology annotation, biological process: actin cortical patch localization; plasma membrane tubulation; endocytosis. The record is from RefSeq and is a predicted model, not a curated record.
AUGAGUUGGAAGGGUUUACAAAAAGCAGUGAAUAGAUUACCUUAUCAAAUAUUGUCAAAAAAGAGUGAAGCAACAAAGGAUCCUGAGUUCAUUAUACUCGAGAAACAAUUUAAUGAAUUUGCUAAAGUGGUUGAAGUAUUCUCUAAAGAUGCUCGUAUCUUUCGAGAUAAUAUUGCAGCCUUGUUGACACAUCAAACUGCAAUGGCACAAUACUUGAGUACGAUUUUUGAUAACAAUCUGGGAAUUGAAGUGCCUCAAGGUAUGGUUCAAAAGAGGUUUCAACAAACACCUGCACAGCAAUUACAAGCUGUCAAUGAUGCAGAAGCAGCUAUGGCCUAUUGUCGAGAUGAAGUAUUACCCGAAUUGGACGUAUUAGAUCGAGAUAUAGUGAGACCAAUCAUGGAACUGAAUGAGAUUAUCAAAAUGAUUCAAAAGACAAUUACAAAACGCAACCACAAAUUGAUUGAUUAUGAUCGACAUCGAUUGUCUUUACAAAAACUAAACACCAAAACAGAAAGAAGCUUUAGUGAAGAAAAGCAGAUAUUCAAGAUUCAAUCACAGCUUGAUGUAGCCACACAAGAUUAUAAUUAUCUAAACGACCUGUUGAAACGAGAAUUACCCCGAUUCUUUCAACUCAAGGUCUCGCUGAUUCAACCGGUAUUUGAAAACUUGUACAACAUGCAGGCCCGUAUCUAUGGCAUGAUUUAUGCUCGUUGCUAUGAGUUACUUAACCAGAAUCUGGAGGCAUUCUCAACGCACAUGAUGGGCAUCCAAGAUGGGUUCAGCCGACGAGCCCAGAUCAGGGACGCACGUGCGGAGAUGGAAAAUUUGGACUUGCUUAAAUCAGGCGGCAAGGCUUGGUUAGCGGCAUCAGGCGGUGUUAAUAAUUCGAAACUGUCCUUGCAGGAACGUGCAGCACUCCGCAAACAAGAGGAGGCCGGUAGUCCAUACAUGGCACAACAGUCACCGCCACCAGCUUACACAGAGGCAUCCUCGUUCAGAGUGGAGCAACCAGAAAAGAAACGAUUCGUCGUUGCCUUGUAUGAUUACACUGCACAGGCGGAAGGUGAUCUCAGUUUUAAAAAAGAUGAUCGUAUUGAACUAGUACAACGUACUGCGGACACGAAUGAUUGGUGGACGGGUCGCUUGAACGGCAUCACGGGAGUCUUUCCAGGAAAUUAUGUAGCAGAACUAUAG